CAUACUCCAGAACUAGAUCUUCAAAAUUUAAGCAUUGAUGGUGAAAUUGAGAUAUUCACUCAACUCCAGUAUGUUUCUUCAUCUUUUUCUUUUUAUAUUAUUAUUAGUGGUACAAAUAAGCCCGCAGCAAGCUGCUGCAACAGGCUCAAUAGUUGAGUUUCUUCCUGGAUUUGAAGGUCGCCUUCCUUUUCAUCUUGAAACUGGGUAUGUAGGUGUGGGUCAAGAAGAGGAAAAGCAGCUGUUCUAUUAUUUUAUUAAAUCAGAAUCAGAUCCUGAAAAUGAUCCUCUUAUAUUGUGGCUCACUGGAGGACCUGGUUGCUCUUCAUUCAAUGGCGUUGUCUAUGAAAUUGGGCCAUUAUAUUACAAACAAAAAGAGUACAAUGGGAGCUUACCAACACUUGGAGUGACUCCAAAUUCAUGGACCAAGGUUGCAAAUAUAAUCUUCUUAGAACAACCUGUAGAGACAGGAUUUUCUUAUGCGACAACACCAGAAGCAAUUAAUGUCACUGAUGUCGAAGCAUGCAAGCACGUCUAUGAAUUUCUACUUAAGUGGCUCGUUGAUAAUCCAGAAUUCAGUUCAAAUAGUUUUUAUGUGGCCGGAGAUUCAUAUUCUGGUAUCAUUCUUCCACGUGUUGUCCAACUGAUAUCAGAUGGAAUUGAAGCAGGCAACAAGCCUUUGAUUAACCUUAAGGGUUAUCUACUGGGAAAUCCUUUGACGUUUCCUGAAGAAAAAAAUUUUGUGAUGCCUUUUCUUCUUGGUAUGGCAAUCAUUCCUAAUGAUCUUUAUCAGUCACUGGUGCAAAAUUGCAAGGGAGAAUACAGAGAGGACUUUGCUCCCACUAAUGCUCAAUGCACCCAGGAUCUAGAGAAUGUGGACGAGCUGUUGUGGUAUAUUAAUGAUCAACAUAUUUUAGAACCCGUAUGUGGAUCAGAAACUGAAUCUUCAAGGCCAUUGAUAUCUGCAUUUCGAGGGAAAAAAAGAAGAUCUCUUGAGGAGAAUUCCAUCUCAUCCAGUUGUUAUGGAAGCUUUGUUGAUAGACACGACCUCUCAAAUAAAUGGGCAAAUGACCCUAGAGUUCAGAAAGCACUCCAUGUUCGAAAGGGAACUGUAGAUCAUUGGGCAAGAUGCAGGCAAAAUGGUAUAAAGAAAACCUACACAUUUACCUUUAUGGACAGUAUUUCAUAUCACAUAAAUCAUAGCUGUAAAGGCUACCGUUCACUUAUAUACAGUGGGGAUCACGAUAUGGGUGUACCAUUCCAAUCUACAGAAGCAUGGAUUAAAUCACUGAACUAUUCCAUUGUCGAUAAUUGGCGUCAAUGGACUGUUAAUGGUCAAGUGGCAGGUUACACAAGAUCAUACUCCAAUAAGAUGACCUUUGCAACCGUGAAGGGAGCAGGACACGUGGCUCCUGAGUUCAAGAGGGAAGAGUGCUUUAAUAUGUUCAAAAGAUGGAUAUCUCAUGAUCCUUUAUAGACUAUUGAAGUUAUUAGCCAGCAUUUGAUGCUCAUCUCUUUUUUAUUUAUUUUUUGUAAUCAUUAAGACGCAAUUGUUUUUUCUUUUCCUAAUAUUAUUCAUUGCAGAGCAUAUGUAGUUGCCCAACAUUGGAUGAGUCUACAGGCAAUUAAAACUUUUACUUC
Lycium ferocissimum is the source of this 1638-nucleotide messenger RNA. Its product is annotated as serine carboxypeptidase-like 11. The transcript has 14 exons. Gene Ontology annotation, biological process: proteolysis; secondary metabolic process. NCBI's taxonomy places the organism in Eukaryota, Viridiplantae, Streptophyta, Magnoliopsida, Solanales, Solanaceae. The record is from RefSeq and is a predicted model, not a curated record. The coding region runs from base 38 to 1474 and encodes 478 amino acids. Gene Ontology annotation, molecular function: serine-type carboxypeptidase activity; acyltransferase activity, transferring groups other than amino-acyl groups.